ACGCAGAAAACUUGCGUUCAGCAGUAGAUUUUAUCAGCGUUUCAAGCGCCAAACACUUCUAAUCGCGUUUAUUUGCAUUUGGAACAUUUUUUUAAUUCUUCCAUUUCCAGAUGCUGUUCAGAGCCUUUUUUCAUCAUGAAAAAUGCAUGCAAAGCAUUUCAAGGUACUCAAAUGGACUAAACACUGAACACAGGAUGUUCCUACCAAGCUUUUCACACAUUGUAAUGACCAAUUCACACCUCAGCCCUCUCCCACCCUUGGAAACAAAAGAUAUGGUAAUGACCAUUCACACCUCAAAUUCCUCAUGA
Staurois parvus is the source of this 308-nucleotide messenger RNA. The record is from the annotation of a GenBank genome assembly. Lineage: Eukaryota; Metazoa; Chordata; Amphibia; Anura; Ranidae.